AUGAGUCUUGUAGACCAAGUAACAGAUCAAUUAGCAACCAUUGAUUUGAAAGACGAGGAUAUUUCAGAAUAUAUUACUGGUAUCAUUGGAGAUGACUCCAUGGAAGAAGACGAGAAACGUGAAGUCAUUUCCGAAUUUCUUUCUGAAGCAACAGACAAAGACACAGAAAAAUUAAUUGACACACUCUUGAGCGAUUGGAAGAAGGUUCAAAAAGACCAAGUGAAGGAAGCAGAGGAAAAGAGAGCAAAAAUUAUCGAAGAAGCUCGUGUCCGUGAAGAAGAAAGAAGACUUAAAGCCGAAAAGGAACAAGAGGUUAAUAGUGUACUUCGUAGUGCACAAAAGCAAAUGUCAAAGGAACAAAAAGAAGCUCGCGACAAAUUAAUGCAACAGUAUGGAUAUGUUGCUGAUGGUGGUGAUGAUGAUGAAGAAGAGGCAGAGCCUACCGAAUUAUCACCCAGAGAUCGUCGUAGAGGAAAGACUUUACCCACAGGAGGUAAUACUGGAUAA
This is a messenger RNA of Mucor mucedo, 507 nucleotides long. RefSeq lists its product as uncharacterized. Bases 1 to 507 code for a protein of 168 amino acids. Lineage: Eukaryota; Fungi; Mucoromycota; Mucoromycetes; Mucorales; Mucoraceae. The record is from RefSeq and is a predicted model, not a curated record. The transcript is spliced from 4 exons.